AUGGAGCAGCGCGAAAUGACCGACGAAGCUGGUAAGUCGCCUUCCCUGCUUUCCUGGCGAACUAAAAUCUCUUUUACGAAGAACUAAAUCAAAACGCCUCCAAUGCAACGGGAUGGGUUGCCUCAAAGGACAUGUACAGGCCAGCCGCUGUGGUAUGUGUACUUUCGUCCUUUACACCCCUAUACCGUGCCAGCGAGUUUUGGCUUAAUCUUCAUUAGGUUCAGUGUUUUUUUUUAAGUGUACCAAUGCACACCACUAUUUAACUGCAGAAAUGAUAUCGUCCAUUGCUUAAAACUUAGAAUUAGAACCGACGUUCCUGUUCUGUUUUGCAGAAUAAACUUUUCACCAGGUUAAGACCAAGCAACAUAUUAUGAAUAGAAAAGUGGACCUGUACUCGACUGAUCGGGCUUAUUCUAUUUCAGGAUAUUCCACGAAACACGAGGCAAUGUUUCGUCAUGAUAAUUUAUGACACGAAAGAGAGCACCUUCGGCAAAUUUCGCAACACAAUGGUUCUGAAUAUUCCAGUUUUUCAUGCUUACGGAAACGGGGAAUUUUUCGGAAUGUCAAAGGCAAGUGAAUUUGAAAUGUUUUAUCAUACUUUCUGCUUUUUGAGCCGUAGCUAACUAGAAAUAAUGAUUUAACAUGACGCUAUAGUUACAUAUAAAGAUCGUGGUAAAACAUUAUGUCUAACUUGUACGUUCGGCAAAAUCUUAUUUCGCAGCCGUAAUUGUUAGGGGUUAGGGAUCAGGGGUAGGGGUUAGGGAUUAGUGGUUUGGGUAAGGGGUUAGCGCUUGCAGUUAGUCUGGGUUGCGUUAGGUUACCUUGCAUCAAAUUAGGAUGCAACCGACUCUAAAGGAUCAAAUGGGACUGGAGCUGUAAGCUCAAAAUACCACCUAUUUUUUAAUGAGGACGAUUAUCAUCCCAACUUCAACAACACCAAGAGUCGCACAUCUCCCAAGACUUGCUUUUAUUGCGCCGCUGACUGGAGUCCAAAAAAACAAAAUGGUCACUUUUAUUACCAUAAACAGCAGCUCAAUUCAAACCUGUUUGUUAUCUAUUCCGCCAUGUGAUGAAGGAUCAAGGUAGGCGUCUAGAAGAUAGUAAGAGAAGGCAGGGAAUGCCUGCAAUCCAUUGGUGAGGAACCUGCCAUUCAGUUCACUGCUACCCUUUGAUGGCACUUUCCUGAGCUUAGGCCACAUGAUUCGUCGAGGAAUAAAGUUAUAUGGAGGACAGUUAAAGCAGAAAAUAAAUACUACUUAUUAUUACCAAGUACCAUCAUCAUUUCCAGGGGUCAAGAUCCGCCGUUAGCCGACGUUGAUGAUACCUUAUCGCUAGUCAAGGAGAGGCGUUGUAAGCAAAUAUCCUCCUGUCUCUCACAUUUUAGUGCCUGCGUUGCAUCGAGGGUUGCUUCCCCACUGGUUACGCUCUCGGCAUCAUCAGUUUCGAUGAUCACGACCAGGCUGUGAAGUGCAUCGAGUCGCGCACUGAACUCCGCGAGAAGAUGUGGCUCGGUGGUGUGGAGAUGUAUGUGGUGCCGUUAUGCAACCCCGUGCGACACAUUGGCGACUAUCCCUUCUUCCAGAUGGACAUGUACGACGUGAAGAACGGUCGCAAUUUUAUCAAGUACCUCAACACAGUGGAGGAGAUGAUUCAUCGCAAAGGCGGUCUUAUCGUGGCUGGUACCACCCAAGCCGGUCGUUGGAGGGGCAUGCGGCGACCGUACUUCAUUCUGUUGCAUCAGUGGGUCACGGUAGAGCAACUCGAGGCCUACAACAAGGAAGGUAGGUACCCUGGGGGCGACAGUUUUUCAUUCCGCGUUUUCUUCCUCUCUGUUUCCUCGCUCCUAUGGGAAAUGAUCUCCCCUUCUUUCCAGUUUCCCCAGUUCUACGCGACGCCGGAGCUGCCUGUUCUUCGCGUGUCAUCUUCGAAAUGACCACCGGCAACGUUCGUUGCUUCCAAUAG
Spirometra erinaceieuropaei is the source of this 1962-nucleotide messenger RNA. Lineage: Eukaryota; Metazoa; Platyhelminthes; Cestoda; Diphyllobothriidea; Diphyllobothriidae. The record is from the annotation of a GenBank genome assembly.